AUGACCUCUAUGCCCAUGACAUGUUCGUGACAGUUAUGGGGAGUCGUUAUCGGUUUUUUACAAAAUACGAAGUAAAAUAUUCACAAAACAUAGUUCACAAAAUGUAAAAUUAAUGAUGACGAGAUGACUUAAAACGAAGAAAUAUCAGUAAUACGUUUGUGAGUUGUAGCUGUAGAAAUUAUGCUUUAAUUAAUAGAGGAUGAAUACUCAAAUUCCACUUCGGGAAAAAUCAACUGGAUUUCUUUUUCGUAUAAAUUCCAGCACAACUAGUACUCCUUCAGGCUCACCUAAUAAUUCUCGAUUAGAGGACGAUGUGGAAGGGAAAGUAAAGACUCGUUUAUUGUCUAUGUGGAAUAACAUGAAAUAUGGGAUGAAAUUAAAGACAAAUUUCUCUAAAGAAUCUCCAGUGUGGUUAUUAGGAAAAUGUUAUAAAAAAGUUGAACCGCAUGAUUCAACUGAAGAAGGAAUGGACAUUGCUGCUUAUAACAGCAAUAGCAAUAUAUCAAAUAAUGAAGAAGAUGACUUUGAAGGCUUUAAAAGUGAUUUUACCAGUAGAUUAUGGUUGACUUAUCGCAGAGAGUUUCCAGUGUUAAAUGGUUCUACUUACAGUAGUGAUUGUGGAUGGGGUUGCAUGUUAAGAAGUGGACAAAUGCUUCUAGCCCAAGCUUUAAUUUGCCAUUUUUUAGGAAGAGGAUGGAGGUGGAUUCCUGACCAAAUUCCAAAUACCAGACAAGGUAUUAUGGAAAAUAUUAAUCACAGAAAAAUUAUAAAGUGGUUUGGUGACAAACCUUCAAAAAAUAGUCCAUUUUCUUUACACACUUUGGUACAGUUAGGGGAAAAUUCUGGUAAAAAGCCUGGUGACUGGUACGGUCCAGGAUGUGUUGCAUUCCUUUUAAGAGAAGCAAUGAAAUUAGCAUCAAAAGACAAUUGUGAAUUUGAUAAAUUAAAUAUUUAUGUUGCCCAAGAUUGUGCAGUAUACAUAAAAGACAUUGAAGAAGAAUGUCAAACAUUUGACAAUAAAUGGAAAUCAUUAAUACUACUUAUCCCUGUACGUCUUGGUGCAGAUAAAUUUAAUACUUUCUUCUCAUCUCAGUUGACUAGUUUGUUAACUUUAGAACAGUGUAUUGGUAUAAUUGGAGGACGACCAAAACAUGCAUUAUAUUUUAUUGGAUAUCAAGAUGACAAACUUAUACAUUUAGAUCCACAUUAUUGUCAAGAGAUGGUAGAUGUUUGGGCAACAGAUUUUCCAAUUUCUAGUUUUCAUUGUCGAUCACCCAGAAAGUUGCACAUAAGUAAGAUGGAUCCAUCUUGUUGUUUGGGAUUUUAUUGCUCUACUAGAGAAGAAUUUAGUAAUCUUGUUGAAACAUUAAAACUGAUGAUAUCACCUACUAAAACAAAAGUGUUCAAUGAAUAUCCAAUGUUUGUUUUUUCUAAUGGUAGUAGUAAGGACACUCAUAUUGAAUCAACCAUUAAAGGACAUCAUGUGGAUUAUGAAUUUAAAACUUGCGAUGUUCUUGGGGAAUGUACAGAAACUGAAGAAUUUGAAAUAGUUUAAAAUCUUCAAUACUUUCAAAGUUAACAGAAUAACUGAAAGUUGCUGUCAUUCGCAGAAAAGGUGCUUUCAUCCUUGAACCAGGCAUUAUAUGGAAAAGGUAAGAUAUUGGAAAUUGUAAAAAGUAAAAUAGUUUUUAUUAAAUAAUAACAGAAUGUUUCAUAUUAUUAUGAAGACAAAUGUCUGUUCUCUCAUGUGUUCCUUUAUUCUAUUACUGUUAUCUGGGAUAAAUUAUUUAAAAAAAGUUUUUUUUAAUAAGGAAAAGUAUACCUAGGUAAAAGAUCUCAUAAAUUAUUGUGUGUUGAGUAAGGGACUCGAAUGCUAAUUUAUAAAUAUUAAUGUUUUAAAAAUAAGGUUUUAGAUAAUCAUGAAGAUAUAGUUUUUUUGUACACAAAAUGCUGAUUUAGUAAUUAUAAAUUUAACGUCCCAAAAUGUAAAAGCAUUACACAAUAUAUUUUGUCACAGUUAAAUACUGCAGAUGUCAAAAGCCUUUAUUAAGUACAAUUCGAUUUAUUGUUUUUUUCCUACUAAAAUUAGGAAUGGAAAAGAAAAAGAAACGUAUCAUAAAAUGUGUUGCCAUUUCUUAUGCAUCACUCAUUAUCAUUAUUGUAAAUAAUACCAAAACAGUAAAGUUCUUUGUCUUGA
This is a messenger RNA of Agrilus planipennis (emerald ash borer), 2197 nucleotides long. RefSeq names its product cysteine protease ATG4C. Lineage: Eukaryota; Metazoa; Arthropoda; Insecta; Coleoptera; Buprestidae. Gene Ontology annotation, molecular function: protein-phosphatidylethanolamide deconjugating activity. Bases 200 to 1555 code for a protein of 451 amino acids. The transcript is spliced from 8 exons. The record is from RefSeq and is a predicted model, not a curated record.